UUGGUGAUGACGACGCGCGCGCUGCACGUCGAGCUGCUAACGAGGCAGGUGGCGUUUUCGGGCGAGGAAAGCGAGAGGCUGCGGCAGGUGAGCUGCUGUAUCAGGGUCUGUUGUAGAAGGGAGCGACCAACCGCAUGAGGACGGGACGUGUAUACGAGGGCGUCAGGGAGAUGGCAGUUUUACGUGCGAGGCUGAAGUUGGGUCAGGCUGGCAGGUCUGCUUGCCUUGUGAUACCAGAGAGGUUGGCUCAGGCCGUCAUCGUCGGCCCGCCACCUCGUCCGAGACUCAACACCACCGCUUCCCCGCAUCUCGUCAUUCACACCAUCACGCCCUUCUCCAUUCAUCCUUUUCCCCUGCGCCGCAUCUCUCUGCUGGCGAAGCACGGCAUAUCAGGCUCACACAGCAGCAGCGCGAACAUCCUCCCGGGUUGGCGGUCGGCGUUGCUGCGCCUUCUCCAAAAUAGAAGGUGGCAUCAAACAAGCUCUAGGUUACGGCUUAUGUAUGUGGCUUCUCACGCGGGCCGGCGCGCAAUUUCCCGACGGCCACUCAGAUUCGUUUCCAGCGACCUUCCAAGACUAACCGGUCCCAACAACCACCGUCUCACUCGUCACAUGCCAACAUCAUCCCGCAUCUGCCCUGACCCAUGUUAUAGGCCAGAGGGAAUCCUUUUCUCUCCGGCUAAUGCCAGGUCGAUCGCUGCUCUCUGUUUUUCACGUCCCAAUUCACGUGCGCUUUUCUUCAGUCACGCUCAAGACAUUUUCUGCUUAUGCUUGCUUUAUUGAAGCAGCCAGUCUCAUUCGGGCACGCCGUCGCCGCCUUGUCUCUCUGUUUUCCUUUUUUUCAUUUUACCGCCUUUUUCCUUGACUCCAAUGAUCGAUCUCUACGUAUACAAAAUACUUUUUCCCACCCAUCAACUGAGGUCUCGUCUUUCGAC
Messenger RNA from Aplosporella prunicola CBS 121167, 934 nucleotides. RefSeq lists its product as uncharacterized. The transcript has a single exon. The record is from RefSeq and is a predicted model, not a curated record. Lineage: Eukaryota; Fungi; Ascomycota; Dothideomycetes; Botryosphaeriales; Aplosporellaceae. Bases 135 to 782 code for a protein of 215 amino acids.